Molecule: messenger RNA, 867 nt
Organism: Saccharomycopsis crataegensis
Lineage: Eukaryota; Fungi; Ascomycota; Saccharomycetes; Ascoideales; Saccharomycopsidaceae
Exons: 1
Coding region: 1-867 (288 amino acids)
Cellular component (GO): Ino80 complex
Source: RefSeq, a predicted model, not a curated record
AUGUCAAUGCGGUCCCAUUAUGACCCUAUUCAUGAUACCAAUGGCGAGCAGCCUCGGCCUCAGCAGACCAGGGUGAACAUUUCUAGUCUUUUAGCGGAGAAUAAUCCAUCGUUGGAACCCCUGGAGCCCGUGGAAAUAUAUAACCACGAGAGCGACCUGACAAUCGAUACCGAUGAAGAACAGAUGAAUGACCAAGCUGAUGUGUCGACAAUGAGCCAACAACACACAUUUAUCACCGAGAAUCCAGGUCCAUCCAACAAUAAUUCUUCUGAUGAUAAUAAUUCGAAACAACAACAACAACAACAACAACAACAACAACAACAACAACAACAAGCACCACCACCACCACCAGCAGGAACUUUCUCGUCGACCACCCUGACCCCUACAAAACUCCCAUCGGUGAAGAUCCCUAUCGAUGGGAUGAUCAAUGCCCCAAAAUUACCAAGCCCAUUAAAGAAAUCAAUGAAUGCCGAUCCUUUUGCAUCGCCAAUUGCUACAGGUGGUGGCAAUAGUGAUAUCAAUCAUCAUCAUAAUAAUAAUAUUAAUAUUAAUAUUAAUACCGUUGCUGGUGAUUCUUCUACCAUCACCGAUGCCAAUGGAUCAUUUGUUAAUUCUUUCCAGAAUACUGGGGCUAAUAAACGGACGAACCAAACAUUGCUUAUCAGUGCCAAGCUGUUCCAUAUUAAAAAAAAGGAUGGUCAACCUUUAUGGCGUGAGGAUAUCCAAUACGAUUUCCUAAGUGAAGUCUUUCAUAACGAUGUGGUGGCAUUCACCAGCCCAGUCCUUCUGGUGGGGUUCAGAAAGUCAAUUUUGCCGAUUUGUACAUCAGUACCAUGGCUUAUUCUAAUAAGACCUCCAAAGUUUUAA